AGAUUCUGGUGAGAGAGAGCAAAUAUGAGUGCUAGUGAGGGAGAGAAGUUGUGUAAACAAAAAACACAGCCAUGUCUUCAAACAAUUCUUCAACACUUUCUAAUCCUCCUAUGUUCACAGGAGAAAAUUACAGUGUUUGGGCUAUCAAAAUGAAGGCCUUUCUAAAAGGUAAUGGUGUGUGGGAAUCUGUAGAAGAUGGGUUUCAUCCUCCUAUGCUGCCAAACAAUCCAACUGUAGCCCAAAUGAAGCAACAUGCUGACUAUGUUCAAGCCUCAUACAAAGCCCUCUCAUAUAUUCACAAUGCUGUAACAGAUGAUAUUUUCUCAAGGAUCAUGGGAGCAAAAAUAGCACAAGAAGCAUGGGAUACUCUUAAGAAAGAGUUUGACGGCAGUUCUUGGGUUGAAGAUCGAAGGGUGGUGGAAAAGAUUAUUGUUAGUGUACCAGAUAAAUUUGAGUCUAAGAUUUCUGCCAUAGAGGAAUCUUGUGACCUCAAAGAGUUAACCAUCACUGAGCUUAUAAGCAAGCUUCAAGCUCAUGAGCAAAGGCUGGUUAUGAAAACUGAUGAAACUACAGAAGGAGCCUUCCUUGCAAGGCAAAAAGGCAAACAACCAGCCACCAGUUCUGAAAGCAAUAAGACCAUGGGUUUUAACCAAGCAUAUCAGCACCAUCAGCAAAGUAGAAAAUGGAGGUUUCCUCCAUGUUGUCAUUGCCGAAAAACAAACCAUGAAGAAAAAGAUUGUUGGUUCAAAGGCAAAUCACAGAUUCAGUGCAGAUUUUGUAAAAAGUAUGGCCAUUUUGAGAAGAAUUGCAGGGAUCAGUGUAAGGAGGACUACUUGUUCACAAUGUCACAUGGUUCAUCUCUGCCAUCUAGUAGUUGGUUUGUUGAUAGUGGAUGCACUAAUCAUAUGGCUCGGGAUGAAAAUUUCUUCAUUGAAAUGGACAAAUCAGUUAUUACAAAUGUCAAGUUAGAAAAUGGUACUGUGGUGAGAUCACAAGGGAAAGGUACUGCUGUUAUUCAAACUAAAACAGAGAGGAAAAAUAGAACCGUUAUGGAGAUGGCAAGGUGCAUGUUAGCAGAGAAGAAAUUGCCUAAAUGUUUUUGGGCUGAAGCAGUUUAUACAGCUGUCUAUCUCUUAAAUGGUCUACCAACAAAGGCGGUAAAAGGCAUAACACCUAUUGAGGCUUGGUAUGGUCAAAAACCAUCAGCUGAUCAGUUGAGGGUGUUUGGUUCAAUUUGUUAUAAUCAUGUUCCAGCAGCUAAAAGAGGAAAAUUAGAUGAGAAGGUAGAAAUUGGGAUCUUUAUAGGCUAUGCAACAGAAGCAAAAGGCUAUAAGGUGUAUGAUCCUAUAUCCAAGAAGGUGCCAAGGGCCUGGUAUUGCAGAAUUGAUGACUAUUUGAUGAGUCAAGGAUUCAGGAGGAGCACAGAAGAAGCAACUUUGUAUGUGAAAGGCAGUAGCAGUGAAUCUCAGCUUAUUUUGUCACUUUAUGUGGAUGACUUAUUGUUAAUUGGAAAUGAUUUGAAGUUGAUGGAACAAUUCAAGAAGGUUAUGAUGCAGGAGUUUGCAAUGACAAAUUUGGGAGAGACAAAGUAUUUUCUGGGACUUGAAGUUCAGCAAUUGAGCAAGGGAAAUUUCAUUUGCCAAAGAAAGUAUGCAGUGGAUAUCUUGAAGAAGUUUGAAAUGGAGAGUUGUAAACCAGUUGCCACUCCACUGGUUCAAUAUGAAAAGCUUUCCAAGGAUGAUCGAGAAACCAAGGUUGAUUCCUCCUACUACCGAAGUUUAAUUGGUAGCCUGCUUUAUUUAACUGCUACAAGACCUGAUUUGAUGUUUGUAGCAAGCUAUUUGUCAAGGUUUAUGUCAGCUCCUAGUAAACUUCAUUUAGUUGCAACCAAGAGAGUUCUUAGGUACAUCAAAGGAACCUAUGAACUUGGCUUGUGGUUUGACAGUAAUCAACAAGGAAGGUUACAGGGGUAUGCUGAUAGUGAUUGGGCAGGUUCUAUGGAGGAUAUGAUAAGCACAAUAGGUUAUGUGUUCUCCUUUGGUUCAGGGAGUUUCUCUUGGAAUUCAAAGAAGCAGGAUGUUGAAGCUCAGUCCACAGCUAAGGCCGAGUAUUUAGCAGCUGGGGCAGCAGCGAAUCAUGCUAUUUGGCUUAGAAUGGUGCUUGAAGAACUUGGUUUUGAUCAAAUGGAGCCUUGUGUACUCAAGGUAGAUAACAUGUCAGCAAUUGCUAUUGCUCAAAAUCCAAUGCAGCAUGGUAGGACCAAACGCAUCAAGAUUAAAUAUCAUGUUAUCAGAAAUUAUGUUCGGGACAAAGAGAUUGUUUUGCAACAUUGUGAUUCUGAAAUUCAAGUUGCAGAUAUUCUGACUAAAGCUCUUCCAAAGCAGAAAUUUGAAGAGUUCAGAAUUAUGCUUGGAGUUACAAAUAUAAAAAGCAAGGAGGAGUGUUGAAGAUAUCAGUUAACAGCAGUUAUGCUUUUUUUAAUUUGUAACUGGUUUAUUGUUUUCUACAGUUAGUUCUACAAGUUAGCUACAUUAGGAGUAGUUAUUUUUAUCCUUUAUGAAAAAACUGUAAUGGAUAAGUUGCUGUGUAUGUCAGUUAUCAAUCUGCAAUGAAAUAGAGCUCCACAUCCGAGAAGCUCAUAAAAUCCAGAUUAGUGUGUUCUUUAGUUUACUGCAGAAAUUAACAGUUACACCUUUC
This is a messenger RNA of Rubroshorea leprosula, 2697 nucleotides long. The record is from the annotation of a GenBank genome assembly. Lineage: Eukaryota; Viridiplantae; Streptophyta; Magnoliopsida; Malvales; Dipterocarpaceae.